AUGUCGUUUCGGGGCGGAAAUAAAGGCCUGGGAGGAAGCAAUAGAACCCUACUACCGUUUGGGCUAGACUAUGCCGACAUCUUGCAGAGUUCAGAAACGAUCGAAAAACCACAAUAUGUCCUACCCGUCAACAUGGACCCCAACAACAGCGAACAAUUAGUAGCGAAGCGGGCCAUGACGUUUGCCAAACUAAUGUCCGAGGGCCCCUUCUAUACUGGAUCUGUCGCCGACUGUCAGCUACCUACAACCAAGAUCGCCAUGGCACACACGCAGGGCGAAAAACUCCAAAAUGAAGAAAUCAAGAAUGAAAAAUUAAACGCUGCGAACGAUGACGAUGGCAUAGAACGGUACUCGGAUCGGUAUAAGAAGAAGCAGAAGAUCGGCAGGACCAUCGAGGAACAUCCUUACCAGUUGCAGUUUUUCCCCGAGGAAUUGUAUCUGGUGAUGGGGAUAUCGAGUAAACAAAAGAAGAAGAUCUUGUCGCUAUCGAAAUUCAACUCGAAUGGCGGACUAAGAGAGUUUAUGUCGGAUGAAAAGAAUCACCAGUUAGAAGAAGAGGCGAAAUUGAAAGCUUUGAAGGAGCAAAUGUUGAGCCAGGUGGGACACGAUGACGACGAUCACAAGGAUGACGAGAAAGAGGAGCAGAGUGAGCCUGAGAGUGUCGACGAUGAGUUUGAAGAUGAGGACGAUGACGAUUAUAACGCAGAGAAGUAUUUUGAUGAUGGCGACGAUGAUGUGGGGGACGAUGGAGGUGAUGACGAAGCUGCAUUUUGA
This is a messenger RNA of Lodderomyces beijingensis, 774 nucleotides long. Lineage: Eukaryota; Fungi; Ascomycota; Pichiomycetes; Serinales; Debaryomycetaceae. The record is from the annotation of a GenBank genome assembly.